Molecule: messenger RNA, 1726 nt
Organism: Nematostella vectensis (starlet sea anemone)
Lineage: Eukaryota; Metazoa; Cnidaria; Anthozoa; Actiniaria; Edwardsiidae
Exons: 1
Coding region: 1-654 (217 amino acids)
Molecular function (GO): phosphatidylcholine lysophospholipase A1 activity
Source: RefSeq, a predicted model, not a curated record
AUGACUCAAACUGCAAGAAAAUUGCGUAUCCUUGCUUUUGGAGAUAGUUUAACACAGGGCGAAACCUACAAUUCUACUACUUAUCUCCCGUACACCACAAGACUUAGAGAGCUCAUGGAAAAAAAUGGCUUCGGAUGUUUUGACCUCGACAAUGCAGGCAUAACAGGGGAAUUUGUACGGGAUGAGCUGAUUAAUAGAUUGCCUGGGAUCUUAGAAAAACAAGGCCCGUACGACUUGGUGGUAAUACUUGGAGGAACUAACGAUCUAAGCACUCACAAAACUGGGGACGAAGAGGCAUUAUACAAAGGAAUUGUACAACUGCACGAGCUCUCUCUUAAACACGGGGCUAAGACUUUGCUUCUGACAAUGCCCGAGAGUGACUUUUUUUACAAGGAUCUCGCAGCAACUGGGACAUCAUACGUGAAGGAAGAAGGAGAGAAAGGGAGAGUUACUGUGAAUGAAAUGCUGCGCGAGUUUGCGAGAAAAUGUGAAGGGGUUUACUUGUGCGAUAUCGAGAAAGCAAUUUCUCAGAGAUCUCUAAAUGAGGAGAAGUUGGACUUGUAUUGGGACGACGGGCUUCAUUUUACUCCCGAAGGAUAUAAUAAAAUGGCAGAGGUUAUAUUUGAUACCAUAAAACAAGUAAAUUGGGAUUAAAUCAGAUUUAAUCACAAUUACAUUGAUGGGAAUAUACCUGUUUUCUAUGUUUUUAUAUUACUCACUUUCUCACAUGUAUGGUACCUAUAUAGUUACACUUCAAAAACUAAAAUAAAUUUAUCUUAAAAGUAUUUUUAGUCUAUAAAUGAUAAACAGCUAAAGACAGCCAAAGAAAACUAUGUAAAAGUCUAUCGAAGAACUAGGCUCUUGAAGAACUAGGCCAAAUGUUGCUAGGCUUCCUUGACCAGGAGCCUAGCAUAUAUAACAGUGAGGGAGUACAGUUUAUCUAACAGCCCUGUCAUACAGGUCUUCAUAUACUGACUCCAUUGACUCAUCAAAAAGGUCCCGGUGGGAAUGACCUGUGUAGGCUGCCUUGCGGUUCGACCAGUAUUUCCCCUUGGCGAGGGGCACAGUAAUGCUAUGGAGCAAAACAGUGUGAUUAAAAUAAAGAUUCUAGAUAUACAUAUUAUUUCCUUUCUUUGUUACCUACUGAAAAUUCUUUCCUCCCUCUACUGUAAUAGCUAAAAAACAUAGAGAGAUUAGACUAAAUGCUAUUUGGUCUAUAUUUUGCUUAGCUAAUCUAAUUAAUCUGCUGUUUUGCCAACAAAACUGCACAGAAACUGAAGAAAAUGCAAAGAAAAUCACCUUUUUGAAGGAAGAAAUGAUUAUUCAAAAUCCUCGAAGGCUGAAAUUAGUAAAAAGACUCAAAAGUUGGUUACAUAUUAGACAUUUGUUGAUUGGAAUAAGUAUCAAGCAUUAAUGAAGGAUAAGGAUUAGUAACUUAAAUAAUUAGGGUGUAAGAAAUCAAGUAGUUUCAACUAGAAAGGUUGUCUACAAUGACGUUAACACAACUAAUUAUACAGUAGCUUCAGAAUAUUGACAUGAUCUGUUCUUUCUGGUAGGCACAAGUUAUAAGUUGCAAGGCUGAUACAUUCUUACUCUUUCACAGCAAUGGAAAGAACAUGCAGCUAAACAAACUAUGCUGUUGUCUUUUUAUGGUGCAAUGCCAUGCAGUUAGCUGGUGCAAUGGAAAUUCAAAGUUGUCUAGUAUUAAAGUGAUGACAGCGUUUUA